This is a messenger RNA of Zingiber officinale, 1397 nucleotides long. Its product is annotated as thaumatin-like protein 1. The transcript has 3 exons. The record is from RefSeq and is a predicted model, not a curated record. The coding region runs from base 108 to 1040 and encodes 310 amino acids. Lineage: Eukaryota; Viridiplantae; Streptophyta; Magnoliopsida; Zingiberales; Zingiberaceae. Gene Ontology annotation, biological process: defense response. Gene Ontology annotation, cellular component: extracellular region.
CCUGAGUUCUCCCUGUUUUCUCCAUCUGAUCUCAGCUAAGCUGAUCAGGGUGUGGUAACGGGAGAACGAACUCAAACUGCUCCACGUCUUCUAUUUCCGCGAUCAAGAUGGCCGGAGUUUUGGUCGUUCUCGCUUUCGCUGUCUUGUCGAUUGAAGGGGCUUUGGCCGCAACGUUCACCCUGACGAACAACUGCCAGUACACCGUUUGGCCCGGCUUGCUCUCCGGCGCCGGCACCGAGCCGCUUCCGACCACUGGCUUCGCUCUGCAGUCUGGCGAAUCGCGCAACCUGGAAGCGCCUUCCGCGUGGUCCGGCCGCCUCUGGGGCCGCACCCACUGCUCCACCGACGCCACCGGCAAGUUUACCUGCGCCUCCGGCGACUGCGGAUCGGGCGCCGUCGAGUGCUCCGGCAGCGGCGCCACCCCGCCCGCUACCCUCGCGGAGUUCACGCUCGACGGAAGCGGCGGAAUGGACUUCUUCGACGUCAGCCUCGUCGACGGGUACAACCUCCCGAUGCUGGUGGUUCCGGAGGGCGGCUCCGGCGGCACGUGCAGCUCCACGGGGUGCCUGGUGGACCUCAACGCCCUGUGCCCGUCGGACCUCAAGGUGGUCCUCGCGAGCAGCGACGGCGGCAGCGAGGGCGUGGCGUGCAAGAGCGCGUGCGAGGCCUUCGGGACGCCGGAGUACUGCUGCAGCGGCGACUACGGCAACCCUAACACGUGCAGGCCGUCGUCCUACUCGCAAUUCUUCAAGAACGCGUGCCCCAGGGCGUACAGCUACGCCUACGACGACGCCACCUCCACCUUCACCUGUGCCACCGGCUCCACCAACUACAUCAUCACCUUCUGCCCCAGCACCACAAGCCAGAAAUCGUCGGACUUGAACCCGCAGGCGGUGGGUGUUUCGUCGAGCACCGCCAUCAGCAACAACACGAUGGUAUACGUGGGCGGCAGUCAAUCCAGCGACGGCGCCGCGCUCUAUUUUGCCCGCACGCCAGCGGUGCUGAUUGCGCUCGCCGUCCUCCUCGCGGUGAUCGCGUAGAAGCCGUGUCCUGUAGUGCGGCCGGCCAUGCUUCGGUCACGUGGGCUCUGCCAUAUUUUCGGCCGUUGGGGCGUCUACUCCUAGACGUACUCUCCUUAAACGCGACCCUCUUAACUUACUCUCCCUGAAAGAAACAUGUCGCGACAGAAGGCACCAACAGAAAAGUAGGUAUUAAUGACGGAGAGAAUGAGUGGGACGCGAGUAAAGGACACUGCGUUUGCUGCUUGCCGUUUAAUUUUCUUCUUCUCCGGUUACGUGAGAAUUAUUCUUUUAUUUUAAUUUGUUUUCUUAAAGAAAAUAGUAGUUCAGUUCUUGAAAUAGGAAUUUGAUUGAUACCAGAAUAUUUGGCUUACUUGA